Molecule: messenger RNA, 2303 nt
Organism: Corythoichthys intestinalis (scribbled pipefish)
Lineage: Eukaryota; Metazoa; Chordata; Actinopteri; Syngnathiformes; Syngnathidae
Gene: elp3
Product: elongator acetyltransferase complex subunit 3
Exons: 15
Coding region: 121-1782 (553 amino acids)
Biological process (GO): tRNA wobble base 5-methoxycarbonylmethyl-2-thiouridinylation
Cellular component (GO): elongator holoenzyme complex; cytoplasm; nucleus
Molecular function (GO): iron-sulfur cluster binding; acyltransferase activity, transferring groups other than amino-acyl groups
Source: RefSeq, a predicted model, not a curated record
GCUUCUAUCCUUUAUUAUGAUAUCUAUGGUUGACAAUAUUUCCCGACACGUGAAUAUGUCUCUGUGAAGUUCUGUAAUUUGUAUCCAAUUAGAGUUUGGGCGAUUAACGUAUACGAAACCAUGGGGAAGCCAAAGAAGAAGAGUGACCUCAGUCGAGCUGAACUAAUGAUGAUAACAAUCGCCGAUGUCAUCAAACAGCUGGUUGAAGCUCACGAAGAGGGAAAAGACAUCAACCUUAACAAAGUAAAAACAAAGACUUCUGCCAAAUACGGCCUGGAGUUCCAGCCUCGUUUGGUAGAUAUUAUAGCUGCUGUUCCUCCACAAUACCGCCGUGCUCUGGUACCCAAGCUAAAGGCCAAACCAAUUCGCACUGCCAGUGGGAUUGCAGUGGUCGCUGUGAUGUGCAAACCACAUCGAUGUCCCCACAUCAGUUUCACCGGCAACAUAUGUGUAUACUGCCCUGGGGGUCCGGACUCAGACUUUGAAUACUCCACGCAAUCUUACACUGGCUAUGAACCAACAUCAAUGAGAGCCAUCCGAGCUCGAUACGAUCCUUUCCUUCAAACCAGGCACCGUGUGGAGCAGCUAAAGCAGCUCGGCCACAGUGUUGACAAGGUGGAAUUCAUUGUGAUGGGUGGGACCUUUAUGGCGCUGUCCGAAGACUACAGAGAUUACUUCAUUCGGAAUCUCCACGAUGCUUUGUCAGGACAUACUUCAAACAACGUAGCAGAGGCUGUAAGGUACUCUGAGCGCAGUAACACCAAAUGUGUAGGAAUCACUAUUGAGACGCGUCCUGAUUACUGCUUGAAGAGACAUCUGAGUGACAUGCUGGGCUACGGCUGCACACGACUGGAGAUCGGUGUCCAGAGUGUGUAUGAAGACGUGGCUAGAGACACGAACAGAGGCCAUACAGUUCGAGCCGUGUGCGAGUCUUUCCACCUUGCGAAAGAUGCUGGAUUUAAAGUGGUGGCCCACAUGAUGCCAGACCUGCCAAAUGUCGGGAUCGAGAGAGAUGUGGAACAGUUUAUUGAGUUUUUUGAAAAUCCAGCAUUCAGGCCGGAUGGUUUAAAGCUAUACCCAACUCUGGUUAUCCGGGGCACGGGCCUAUAUGAGCUAUGGAAGACUGGUCGCUACAAGAGCUACACACCCAGUACCCUGGUCGACCUGGUGGCCCGCAUUCUGGCACUGGUGCCACCCUGGACACGGGUUUAUCGUGUGCAGAGGGACAUCCCCAUGCCAUUGGUGAGCUCAGGAGUGGAGCACGGAAACCUACGUGAGCUGGCACUUGCAAGGAUGAAGGACAUGGGCACUGAGUGUCGAGAUGUGAGAACCAGAGAAGUGGGCAUUCAGGAGAUCCACCACAAAGUUCGGCCUUAUCAGGUGGAGUUAGUGCGGAGGGACUACGUGGCCAACGGUAGCUGGGAGACCUUCCUCUCCUACGAGGAUCCUGAGCAGGACAUCCUGAUCGGACUUCUGCGUCUACGUCGCUGCUCUCCGCAGUCAUUCCGCCCGGAGCUGAAAGGGGGCGUGUCCAUCGUCCGUGAGCUGCACGUAUACGGCAGCGUGGUCCCCGUCAGCAGCCGGGACCCCAGCAAGUUCCAACAUCAGGGAUUUGGGAUGAUGUUGAUGGAAGAAGCGGAGAGAAUUGCUGCCGAAGAACAUGGCUCCGACAAAUUGGCGGUCAUCUCAGGUGUAGGAACAAGGAACUACUACAGGAAGAUGGGCUAUGAGUUGGAAGGACCUUACAUGGUUAAACAUUUACAUGGACCCCAAAUGGAUUAACCUGGAAAUUCUUCAAUGGCUUAAUCAGCAUAAAUGAGAAUAUUUUUUGACUUUUGAAGAUGAUUUUCCCAAGUUUUUUUAAGCUUUAUUUCAUCUAGAAUUCUGGAAAUGUCAGAAUUUGCUUGGUUCAAUAAAAGUCGUAGCAUUAUUUGGAUGACUUAGUGGCUGGUGACAGGAUUUGGCAUCUGCCUGGGUAAAUAGCAUUUACUAAAUUCAGAUAUACCCUUAAAACACGAAUAAAACAUACUUGCCUAAACAAUUUAUGCAUUUCUUUAGUGUAAAAUAUUAGUGAUUGAACAAAAAUUUCGCGGCUGAAGGUUUUAGUAUUUUAAAGUAUUUACCGUAUUGGCCCGAAUAUGACUGUGUUUUUUGCAUUGAAAUAAGACUGAAAAAGAGGGGGUCGUCUUAUAUUCACGGUCUAGACAUCAUACCCAUUCACGACGCUAGAUGGCGCCAGAUCUCAUUGAAGCGAUGUUCUGUCAUGACACAUAUCAGCUACUCUCAAGUUUAACCAGGUUGCG